AUGGAUCGGUUUGUUAUCAAGAAACCAAAAAAAGCCAACACCUCAGUCUCGGUGGUUAACACUGUGCCUGAGUAUGUUGCUGCUAAAAGUGCAGAAGAAGAUAUUUCUGUUGGUUCCGAUCAGUGCAGUUUACACUCAGAAAAUGUACCAAUUGAUGAUGUAGUGUGUAGCAGUGUAUUACAAGCGUCAAGUCUUGAUGAAGCUGAGGAUGUUAUUUUUUUAGUUCAGAACAGAGCUCAUAUUCAAAGCCAUCAAACAUACAAACUGAUGAACCAGAACCAAUGUGUAGUUCCAGUGAGUGCCAAGCGGCAGGUCAUGACCAAACAGAAGACCUUACAUAUUUUAGUUCAGGUCUUUCAAGUCAGAGUACUUCAUGUUCAAAAAAGCAAUCAAACAUAG
Messenger RNA from Pelobates cultripes (western spadefoot toad), 399 nucleotides. Lineage: Eukaryota; Metazoa; Chordata; Amphibia; Anura; Pelobatidae. The record is from the annotation of a GenBank genome assembly.